Molecule: messenger RNA, 2574 nt
Organism: Verticillium alfalfae VaMs.102
Lineage: Eukaryota; Fungi; Ascomycota; Sordariomycetes; Glomerellales; Plectosphaerellaceae
Exons: 2
Coding region: 1-2574 (857 amino acids)
Source: RefSeq, a predicted model, not a curated record
AUGGACAUGUCUGCGGCUUCAACGAAGCGAUCUGCGAGUCAAGGAUCUCUCAACAAUACUUUCAAGCAACAAGGACGAGCACUGCCGAGGAAUCCCACCGCACCUCGUCCACUGAGAAGCGUCAACGAGAACAUGGCUCUGCUCUCGUCGCCUGGUCCCCUUCAAAGCAUGCUGAAAACAACCACAGAAACCGGCGAUAUUGGAGUGUUCUCGAUGGGGUCAUCUCCUGCCGUCACCUCGUUUGGUCACUCGAUGUACAAGAUUUCACGACCCAGACCAAGCCUUGAUCGAACCAGAACCCCGUCCAGGCCCAGCUCAAGAGGAAGUCAGGGCACCCACCGCCGAGAUGACCGGAGACGGUUGCCCUCGUACAGAGACACUACAUCGGAGAUCCUGUCCAUGUAUGGCUCCGGUACAGAUAGCCAGCCCUCGUCCUGUCUCAGCUCGCUGUCACCUCCCGCGGAUGAGAACGGGCAGCGGUCAUAUUCGAUGACAACCUGUGGUUCCAGGCCGCUUCUGAGUUACAAAUCUUCUAAGACACUCAACGACAACUCUGGCACAUGUUCUGCUCAGCGACCUCGUUCCCCCUUUCCAUACCCAACCUGUUUAAAGCGGCCUGGUACGCAGCCUUCUUCCCCUGCUCUGACAGAGAAUGGCAGGAUAGACUACAGUCGGAUGGUUGAAAUCGAUCGACUUUCCUACAGGACAUUUCAAGGACCCCAGCGGCCUAUGAACCCUCAUUGUCAUCGCCGACCGCCUCCGCUGUCGUUACGCAACGAAUGUCAUCGGUCCAACCAGCCAACGAUCCCUCUUAGCACAUCUGCACCCCAAGGGCGGGGCCGGAGCCGUUCAUCCCAGUCACAUGGGCGCUCCAACAUUAGGGGUGAUCACUCUUGUCUAUCAUCCGGUGAUUACAGCGCCAGGUCAUCGAGCUUGACGUCAAUUGUUGAACUCUACCGUCGGCCUGGUCUUCCAUACGAACCGCCCCCUCCUCUUGCACCAGGCGCAUCGUUCUACUACGAUUAUACGGAAGGGUUUGAUAGCUGCGCUCCGCAAGUACCCCCUGUUCACACGCCUGGGCCUCCUUUGGCACCUAUCCCACAACGAGCCUCGAGCUUCAAUCGACCAUUGGUGCUCAGAGAUGAGACACAGGCACGCCUCGAUGCUGUUGUGGAUAUAUCGGUCAAGGAUCUCAGUGAUUCGUCAUUGCGUGACGAAAAUCAUCAGGACGGAACACUCGAGAUUUACUGUGGCGGCAAUCUUGAAUAUGAGGUGGAAAGUACGCGAUCAAUUUCGCGUUAUGAGACGCCGGCACUCGAGCCUGGAGAGACUGGCAACUGUCCUUCUGUGACCGAUCGAGCUGCGUCUGCAGACCAAGGACAACCAUUGCAACCGCCGCUCUUCGAUGCUCAAAAUGAAGAAGUUUUGGGAAAUGCGACGAACGAUCAUCUGCCAUCCACUAGUCAAGGUAGCCACCCAACGCCGUCACAAGAAUCUCUUCCAGCUCCACCACCAACCCAAUCGCUGUGGACGGUGCCAGUUGAAGAGGCACGCCACCAGACCAAGGAGCAAGAGUCUGAGACUGACACUACUGGUCCGAAUUCCACCAGGCCAACAUCUCGACAAUCCAUUGCACCCGAAACGCCUUCAAAGAGAGUCACGUCCUACAAGAGGCUUACGGCAUUACUGCGUGCCAGCCUACACAAUUCUCUGGACCCCGGACUUUCAGAUCUCGCAGCUCUAGUCUCGUCCUUUGACCGCGUUGCAAGGUCAUCAUUCGUUAAGAAGGACGACGACGUUUCAGGAAUACUGGAGAAAGACUUGAUCGCUGUGCUCUCCUCCUGUCAAGGUGAAGACGAAGCCAAGAAAGACAUUUUGUCGAUCGGGCGUCCAUCGUUUGAUUGUAAACAAGAAUCGCCUGCUCAUUUCCACAGAAAGAACAGGCCGGCACCGCAGAUAAAUACGUCAGGGAUUACUGUCGCGAAUGGAGAGAUCUUGUCACCACAGCCUAUCUCUCCUGCCAGGCAGUUGAGAGUACGAAACAGCAUCCCAAAAAUUGAGAAAGCACUUCCUCCAACGCCGUAUAACAGGGCACGGCCAGGCUUGUGGACGGUCGACUCAUUGACAGAAGAUAACUUUUCGUUGAGCUUCUCGCCCUUCCACCUGUCCGACUUGUCAACACCAAAAACCUCUCGCCAUGUUGCUUCAACUUCUAAGACGAAUACGGACGAGCAAGACAGAAACACUCCAUCGCCCGUCAGAAAAAAGCGCUUCCUAUUCAAACUAUCGCCUUCCAUGCGCUCGAAUGCCUCGCAAAGACCGCGAGCGGUUCCAAAUCAUGGAGCUGAGCAAGAUCAAUUGACCCGCAGCGUCCCUCAUACUGGCCCCAAAGAGAUGUUGAAAGGUAUUGCGACCACCAAGCUAUCCCGCCGUGGGCCAAAACCCUUACCUGCUGAGGCUGCGACGUCGGGAGCUGACCAGGAUACGGAGACGUAUGAGGGCACCGUGAGAAGGGCGUGUGGGCAUGACGAAACGUCAGACUCCAAGCAUAUUGACAACAGGAACCCCCGGUGA